Vicia faba (fava bean) is the source of this 840-nucleotide messenger RNA. The record is from the annotation of a GenBank genome assembly. NCBI's taxonomy places the organism in Eukaryota, Viridiplantae, Streptophyta, Magnoliopsida, Fabales, Fabaceae.
AUGUAUUUCUCAUCUCCUCAAGUUGAAUCUAGAAUCGAAUUCACACCUAUUCCUCAAAAUGAUAAUGAUCAAACGUUGAAUAAUAACAACAAUCGUGGUCACGUUCCUGUCAAUAAUAUUACUAAUCGGCAUAUUGUAAUCAAGCCUAUUGAAGAGCCUUUUGAUUGGGAUUUCUUAGUUAUAAUGUUACGUUUGGCCUUGGUUGGAACAUUACUCGUUGGUGUUUCCUUACGAGAAACAAGAAUAGACAAACCAAAAACAAUUUUAUAUCCACCAAGAAUCUUCAUCGACAAGCUUCACAUUCCUGAAAUCAAAAUCAUUGAUGGUGAAUUAUCGGCUAUAUGGGAAAUAACGUUAACUAUAUCUAACGUUAUGAACGCGUCGAUAAACAUAGAAAAACUCGAAACUAAGAUAAGUUACAAGGAAGAUGACAUAUUGGCAUGUAAAACUCCAAUAGAGCCACAAUAUAAAUUACCUAGCCCGGGUUUGCCUUUGAUAGGGAAAGAUUCGAAGAAGGUGCAUUUUAAAUUGAAUACAACAGGUUGGGAUAAGGAUCAACCAAUUGUGGAUGAUAGUGUGAUUCAAUCUAUUGAACAAGAUAUGCAAAAAGGUGUUACUAGGUUUAGUUUGCAUAUGAUGGUUGUGGGAGAAGUUGAAUCUAGUGAUGGAUGGGUAAUACCUUUUGGUAUGUUCCCAAUAUGCAAUACUUUGGGAGUUAAAUUUGAAAGGGAUGAUCACAAAGGUGAGACAGGUACAAUGAUUGUUUCCAAGCCUAUAGAGUGUUUAGGUAUGGUUGAAUGGGAAGAAGAAAGAAUGGCGAUUAAUAAUAGGGAUGAGUGA